Messenger RNA from Rhinichthys klamathensis goyatoka, 821 nucleotides. RefSeq names its product chromosome unknown C4orf33 homolog (gene cunh4orf33). Lineage: Eukaryota; Metazoa; Chordata; Actinopteri; Cypriniformes; Leuciscidae. The record is from RefSeq and is a predicted model, not a curated record. Bases 156 to 791 code for a protein of 211 amino acids. The transcript has 5 exons.
GUCAUGAGCAGCUUAAGACGUAAUACAGCACAGAACUGGGGAUACAUCAUAUAUUGACACUUACAAAUUUAUAUAUAUAUGUAUAUUGAGAACUGAACAAGAUAGUCAUUUAUUAAUAUUUCAGGUUUAGCUUUAGAAGAAAAUAAGAUUUUGCCAUGCUUAACAGUGUCUGCAGCGGUUGUAUUCUCCUGACUGCCAUGGAGUUCUUUAUCAGACACACCUGGGACAGCGUACCUGUGGAUCAUAAGCCGGUAAAGAUUCGCUUCUCACCUGGCGAGGAAGGUUUGUUAAUGCAGGUGACUGCUCCUUUCUUCAAUGACCCCCCUGCACCAGCCGGACCACCUGGAGAGCCGUUCCCUGGUCUCUGGGACUAUGAGGUGGUAGAAUCCUUCUUCUUGAACAGCAACACUGAGCAAUAUCUAGAGGUGGAAGUCUGCCCACAUGGACAACACCUUAUUCUGCUACUGAAUGGAAAACAUAAUGCGUUCAUGCAACAACUCCCUAUAUCAUUCCAAGCCAAUAUAAAGAACAAAAAAUGGAAGGGAGAAGCACUUCUGCCUUGGAGGUAUUUCCCUCAGGGCAUUAAUAAGAUGAACUCCUACGCCAUCCAUGGCUCGGGUGCAGGAAGGACUUAUGAGUCUCUGUAUCCUGUUCCCAAAGAAGACCUACAAGAAGGACAGGGACCAGACUUUCAUCGACUUGAGUAUUUUCAAGACUUCACUCUGCAAAGCAUCAUGGGAGAAGACUGGGUUCAGCCAGAAUCUGACCUGUGGAAUUUAGCAAGCAAAUGACCAGCUGAAAAUCACAAACCAGCUUUUUAA